UUAGUCUUCAGUGAACCGUUGUCGGAAAAAAGUUGCGAGAAUCUUCGGUCUUCAUAUAUUCGAAAAUUCCGAUUUCAAAACAUAACGUUUAGCGAAAUUGGUUGGAAACGUGUUGAUUCGAAGUGACAAGUUUAAGGUUUGCGCGACUAACGAUUACAAAUCGAAUCUAUUUCACGAAUGGUCCAGUCCAACACUAUGCAUCUGAUUGUGUAUUCGGUCUACUUCCUAAUUGUGUUCAGUGGCAUUUGCACUACUGGCUAAGCGAUAAUAUCAUAGCAUCGGGCACUCAAGACCAUAACAAGCGAAGUCACUUCAAGCAUAUAUUUUUGAUAUAAUCCGUCAGUGAGAUACAAAAAUAAAAAUUAAAAAAAAAAAACCAACAUAAAAGUUGAUCACGCCGAUAGUGAAGACGAGGUGAACAAAAAUCCCAAAUUAAGAACAACAGAGAAUUUUUGGAAUCGAAAAAUGGCUUUAGACUUCUUGGCUGGAUGCAUUGGAGGUUGUGCCGGUGUACUGGUGGGACAUCCUUUAGAUACGGUCAAAGUUCAUUUACAAACCCAAGAUCCUAGAAAUCCCAAAUACAAAGGAACAUGGCACUGUAUGCGCACCAUUGUGGCACAGGAUAAAUUGAGCGGCUUAUAUCGGGGCAUUACAAGUCCAAUGGGCGGCAUUGGAUUUGUCAAUGCCAUUGUGUUUGGCAUCUACGGCAAUGUUCAGCGUUCCAGGUCGGACCCCGACUCCUUGACGUCACAUGCCUUAGCCGGGGGAGUUGCUGGACUAUUCCAAAGUAUUGUUUGCUCGCCCAUGGAGCUGGCCAAGACAAGACUGCAGUUACAAAACGAUUCGACGCCGGGCAAAAAGUUUAAGGGACCGUUGGAGUAUCUUAGGCACAUAGUCAAGUACGAAGGUCUGCGUGGAACGAUGAGAGGUCUCAUGUUCACAGCGGCCCGAGACAUUCCAGGGUUUGCCAGUUAUUUCGUGAGCUACGAAUACAUGAUGCGUCAGCCCACCCAACCAAAUGUCAUCUACGGUCUUUGUGCUGGUGGCCUGGCCGGCAUAUGUUCCUGGUUGGCCACCUAUCCCAUAGAUGUCAUCAAAACCUGCAUCCAGGCGGACGAUAUGAGGAAUCCCAAAUACAAUGGAUACAUGGACUGCAUCCGAAAGGGCUACAGCAGCGACGGUGUGCGUUUCUUCUUUCGCGGCAUGACAUCGACUCUGAUACGCUCGUUUCCCAUGAACGCUGCCUGCUUCUUCGUUGUCUCGUGGAUCAUGAGCUGGACCAAGAAGCAAGACGUCGACGUUGUGGUCCAUACUGGCGAUACAAUGGCCCUGGUUGGUGUGGCCGCCAGUGCACCGAUGUGUCACGUCCACCACAUCGAUCACCACGACGAGCAGCUGCGCGAGCAAAGGUCACUCAUCGCCAAGAGUCUGCGCUCGUUCGGUGCAUUUAACGAGGCUGUGUGUCACACAGAAGUGGAAGAGAUGGUCACGGAAUUUUAUCCGGACAAAGAGAAGUACUACAUUUUCGAAGACGAACGACUGUUAAUUGGCCCCACAGACAGUCCAAUCCAUUGUUAAGUAGGCUUAGAAGCAAAGCACAACCAAAGUUACUAUUUAGUUAGCGCUUAAGUUAGUUUUUAAUUAGGAAUAUUGCUCAAGGGCAAAUAAAACAAUGAAAACAUA
This is a messenger RNA of Musca domestica (house fly), 1683 nucleotides long. RefSeq names its product mitochondrial basic amino acids transporter. Gene Ontology annotation, molecular function: high-affinity L-arginine transmembrane transporter activity. Bases 466 to 1578 code for a protein of 370 amino acids. NCBI's taxonomy places the organism in Eukaryota, Metazoa, Arthropoda, Insecta, Diptera, Muscidae. The record is from RefSeq and is a predicted model, not a curated record. Gene Ontology annotation, cellular component: mitochondrion. Gene Ontology annotation, biological process: mitochondrial L-ornithine transmembrane transport. The transcript has 4 exons.